This is a messenger RNA of Euleptes europaea (tarantolino), 1131 nucleotides long. Its product is annotated as zinc finger protein 239-like. Gene Ontology annotation, biological process: regulation of transcription by RNA polymerase II. The record is from RefSeq and is a predicted model, not a curated record. The transcript has 2 exons. Lineage: Eukaryota; Metazoa; Chordata; Lepidosauria; Squamata; Sphaerodactylidae. Bases 1 to 1128 code for a protein of 375 amino acids. Gene Ontology annotation, molecular function: DNA-binding transcription factor activity; RNA polymerase II cis-regulatory region sequence-specific DNA binding.
AUGUCAGAGUGUGUGUGGGAAGCAGUGAAUGAAAAGCAAGAGCAUCCAGGGACAAAGAAAGAAUAUAGAUAUCCAGAUGUGAAAGAGAGCAUUGAAUAUUGCAAUGUGCUGAGGAAGGAGGAGACAAAGCAUCCAUAUAAUGGGAGCAGUAAUCUUGGUCCUCUAAAGGAUGGUGAUUCUCAUGAAAUUCCAUCAAUUCCACAAGACACCAGGAAUGAGUACCCGGCAUAUGAGGAAAUUUCGGCUGAAAAAUCAGACAUUAAUGACCACUGGAACUCCCAUAACAUAAAGAAAAUAUAUAAAUGCCUGGAGUGUGGAAAAAGCUUUGGGCAGGAGGCUAAGUUAAAUUUCCAUCGAAGAAUUCACACAGGGGAGAAAAAAUAUAAAUGCCUGGAGUGUGGGAAAAGCUUCAAUCAGAGUGGAAAUCUUACUACCCAUCAAAGAAUUCACACAGGGGAGAAAAAAUAUAAAUGCCUGGAGUGUGGGAAAAGCUUCAGUCGUAGUUCAUAUCUUAAUUCCCACCAAAUAAUUCACACAGGAGAGAAACCAUAUAAAUGCCUGGUGUGUGGAAAAAGAUUUAGUCAGAGUGGAAGUCUUACUUCCCAUCAAAGAAUUCACACAGGGGAGAAACCAUAUAAAUGCCUGGAGUGUGGAAAAGGUUUCAGUCAGAGUUCACACCUUACUUCCCAUGAAAAAGUUCACACAAAGGAGAAACCAUAUGAAUGUUUGGAGUGUGGAAAAAGCUUUGUUCAGAGUGGAAACCUUACUUCCCAUCAAAGAAUUCACACAGGGGAGAGAAAAUAUAAAUGCCUGGAGUGUGGAAAGAGCUUCAGUUACAGUGGACACCUUACUGCCCACAAAAGAAUUCACACAGGGGAGAAACCCUAUAAAUGCCUGGAGUGUGGGAAGAGCUUCAAUCAGAGUUCACACCUUACUUCCCAUAGAAGAAUUCACACAGGGGAGAAAGAAUAUAAAUGCCUGGAGUGUGGAAAAAUAUUUGGGUGGAAGAAUAAGUUAAUUUGCCAUCAAAGAAUUCACACAGGGGAGAAACCUUAUACGUGCCUGGAGUGUGGAAAAAGCUUCAAUCAGAGUGGAAACCUUACUUCCCAUCAAAGAACUCACAUAUAGGAG